Cryptomeria japonica (Japanese cedar) is the source of this 856-nucleotide messenger RNA. RefSeq lists its product as uncharacterized. NCBI's taxonomy places the organism in Eukaryota, Viridiplantae, Streptophyta, Pinopsida, Cupressales, Cupressaceae. The record is from RefSeq and is a predicted model, not a curated record. The transcript is spliced from 2 exons. Bases 228 to 596 code for a protein of 122 amino acids.
UAUAUGACUCUUUAUCGCCUCCUCCAUAUGACCGUUUCUUACCGUUUCUUUAAAUUCUUUAUGAACGUUCAACCCACAGAGCUAAUCUGCACCACACAAUGCUCUUCAAAUAUGGCGAACAUUUUCUUUUAAGUGGGUCUCUCUCUCCAGGUUAUAAACUCCAAACCCAUCUGCUAUUCUGGCUGAACUCUACACAAUAAUAGGAGGUAUUCUACCAUUCAAUUCAUAUGAAAAUGGCUUCCAUUCCAAAGACAUUUUCUUCUUCUUCCUCACAUUGCUGCAAGCUAUGCCAAAACAGAUUUCUGGCCCAAGAUACAAAUGAUCGCCUCUAUUGCUCCAUAGAAUGCUACCAUCUUGGCGAUGAAAUACAAUCUUUCUGGGACCAAAAUAAUCUUCAUAUGAAAACACCCAACUGCCCUAACUUCUGUGAUUGCAAGGCCCUGUUCUGGAAAUUCAUUCAAAAGAAGUUUUGUAAUGGUCAAUUAAAAGAUAAUGCAUUGAGAAUCAAGAAACCCAUCAAGGAUUUUUUCAACUGGUAUAUUUUAAUGGCAGCUGGAUUUGAUACAGAGUCGUAUAGCAGCUGUGGCAGUAAUUAGUAGAAAUGUGAACAGGGAUUUUUCUCAGUGCGAGAUUUUUGAGAAAAAAUAAUUCUCAAGAUUUGUCUUCAAGAUGUAUUUCAGUUUUCUCAGGUGCACCACCCAUAGAAAUCUCCUAUUAGGGUUUUUUUUUUUUUCAGUUACAAGCUAUUCCAACUUCAAUUCAAUGGAACAAGAUAUUAUCAGUUGAUAAAUUAUUCAAUUGCAAUGGUUUACUUAUUUGCCAGUUUUCGAUAAAUUAUUAAGUUGGACAUGAAAUC